Molecule: messenger RNA, 438 nt
Organism: Arabis nemorensis
Lineage: Eukaryota; Viridiplantae; Streptophyta; Magnoliopsida; Brassicales; Brassicaceae
Source: the annotation of a GenBank genome assembly
AUGUCUAUGAAUCAUCUAUCGUUUCUCCGAUUUCUUUUGGUCUUUAGCCUCAUUAUGAUGGUGAGUAACACAAGCUCAUCAUACAUAACAACCGUGUGGAUCAGAAACAAACUGCAAAACCAAAACGAUCUCAUAGUCCAUUGUAAAUCCGCAAAAAAGAUAUGGGAUACCAUAGGAUGCAUCCCACUGGAUCCUACAAUUUACUUUACAAAACCAAAGAUUAUGACGACGUUGGUAUAUGGUGUCAUCUAUGGCAAGGACCUAAUUUCAAGCAUCACCAAGUGUUUGAUGUUUACAAUGGCGACGUAUGGGAAGCUAGAGAAGAUGGAAUCUAUGAUCGAUAUCCAACUCGCUUUGCAGUUGAGGCCAAGCCAGUGUAUGGUUGGGAUGUUCCUUUAUCAAAAGCUUCUUCGUUGGGAUCAAGUUGUAUCUCUUUAA